CUCCCUGGCUAUUUUUCUUUAAGAUAAAAGUAAAAUCUGCCAGGGAAAGAAAGCAGGCAUCCUCAUCCAUUGAGCUUUCUCUUGGGGCCCCUCUCCCUUGAGUUUGGCCUCCUGACUCUGCAAGGAAACAAAGGGGCGGUCUGCAGGCUGCUGAGGCCAGAGGGCUGGCGGGGCGGCUUAAAAAGAUGGAAUCUCUGGGGCUUCAGCGAGGCGCACCCCCGUGUCCUGGGCUUUGUCAAGACAGCUGGCUUCUGCGGAAGGAGCCCGGCAGGCUGGCCACCUAAUCUUUCCUGGAGCAGCUUAGGGGAUUGUCUUUUUCUGGCACCUGCUUGCUGCCCCACCCCAGGAGCAUCCUCCAUAACCCCGGGCUGGGAUUUAGCCUGAGCUGGGUCAGCUGGGCUCCCCGGGGGCUCCUGGUGUGACCCCCAGUCAUCUCUGUACUGGGACACCUCCUGUCCCUGCAGCCGGGACCGGACACAGGCCAAGGGCAGCAGGUCAGGCCUGCUCUGGACAUUGACGCCGAGGCCUAGCUCAUGGCUCCCGGUGCCUGAGUGGCAGGAGGUGGGCCUCCUGGGUGCCAGGAUGGAUUUUGGGUCCUUGGAGACGGUGGUGGCCAACUCUGCCUUCAUCUCUGCUCGGGGCAGCUUCGAUGGGAGCUGCGCGCCGCCCUCCCGGGACAAGAAGUACCGGGCCAAGCUCAAGCUGCCCCCGCUCUCCAAGUGCCAGGCCCUCGGGGACUGCCUGGACCUGGAGUUCCAGAGCCUGUGCUCGGAGCAGCCCAUCGGCAAGCGGCUUUUCCAGCAGUUCCUGAAGGCCAACGAGAGGCACGUGCCGGCCCUAGAGCUCUGGAAGGACAUUGAGGAUUACGACACGGCUGAUGAUGACCUGCGGCCGCAGAAGGCCCGGGCCGUCCUGGCUGAGUACCUGGACCCCCAGGCCAAGCUCUUCUGCGGCUUCCUGGAUGAAGGGACGGGGGCGAAGGUCCGGGAGGGGCCAGCGGCGAGCGGGGACGGGCUCUUCCAGCCCCUGCUGCAGGCCACCCUGGCCCACCUGAGCCAGGCCCCGUUCCAGGAGUUCCUGGGCAGCCUGUACUUCCAGAGGUUCCUGCAGUGGAAGUGGCUGGAGGCGCAGCCCACAGGCGAGGACUGGUUCCUGGACUUUCGGGUGCUGGGGAAAGGGGGCUUUGGGGAGGUGUCGGCCUGCCAGAUGAAGGCGACGGGCAAGAUGUAUGCGUGUAAGAAGCUGAACAAGAAGAGGCUGAAGAAAAGGAAGGGGUACCAGGGUGCUAUGGUAGAGAAGAAGAUCCUGUCGAAAGUACACAGCAGGUUUAUCGUCUCUCUGGCCUAUGCGUUUGAAACCAAAACUGACCUCUGCCUGGUGAUGACCAUCAUGAAUGGAGGCGACUUAAGGUACCACAUCUACAAUGUGGAUGAGGAGAACCCUGGCUUCCAGCAGCCCCGCGCCGUCUUCUACGCGGCCCAGAUCCUCAGCGGCCUGGAGCACCUGCACCAGAGGGGCAUCGUCUACCGAGACCUCAAGCCUGAGAAUGUGCUGCUGGAUGACGAAGGGAAUAUCCGAAUUUCUGACCUUGGGCUGGCCGUGGAGCUGAAGGAAGGGCAAACCAAGACCAAGGGCUAUGCAGGGACCCCAGGUUUCAUGGCCCCAGAACUCUUGCGGGGUGAGGAGUAUGACUUUUCUGUGGAUUACUUUGCCCUGGGGGUCACGCUGUAUGAGAUGAUUGCGGCCAGAGGACCCUUCCGAGCCCGGGGAGAGAAGGUGGAGAACAAGGAGCUCAAGCAGAGGAUCCUCUCGGAGGCAGUCAAGUACACUGACAAGUUCAGCCAGGCCAGCAAGGACUUCUGUGAGGCACUGCUGGAGAAGGACCCGGAGAAGCGCCUGGGGUUUAGAGAUGGGACUUGUGAUGGGCUCCGAGUCAACCCCCUCUUUAAAGACAUUAAUUGGAGACAGCUCGAGGCAGGGAUGCUGAUCCCCCCCUUCAUCCCAGACUCCAGAACUGUCUAUGCCAAGAACAUCCAAGACGUAGGGGCCUUUUCCACAGUCAAAGGUGUGGUCUUUGAAAAAGCAGAUACAGAGUUCUUCCAGGAAUUUGCCACCGGCAACUGCUCCAUUCCCUGGCAGGAGGAGAUGAUUGAGACGGGCAUCUUUGGGGAGCUGAACGUGUGGCGUGCUGAUGGGCAGAUGCCCGAUGACAUGAAGGGGAUCACCGUGGAGGAGGCUGCUCCCUCCUCCAAGUCAGGAAUGUGUCUGGUUUCCUAGACGUGGAGGAAAAGGGACCUCCCUCCGCAGCUGGCAGGGCUGAAUAGGCCUUUGUGAGACAGUGGAGCUCUCGCGUGGUGAUAGGCAGCUCCCACCUGUGUGGCCGAGCUGCUCACAGCAGGGCAGAAGGAGGCACAGAGCCACUAGACCCCCAGGCCCAGGGUCAGGAGCUCCAGCUUGUAAAUAGUCCACUUCUUUUGCCCCAUUUCACUCAUAAAAGACACAACCAUGGCUCCUGGACAGAGUGCAGCAACAAUACAGAACUGUCCAGGCUCCCGUAUGGACCUGCAAGUUGGUGGCGGUGUUGAGCAGCUGGGCAGAUGGCUGCUCAGACGAGAGGAUGCUCAGUUUGGGUUUCCUGGCACUUUAACUGCAACUUCCAAGAGCCCCAUCCUCAGUGGAGGCCUUCUCUUGGUUGGUCCAGGGGGUGGCAAUCCAUAGCCCUUGGGCUUCAGGGCACCGUGAGAGAGGCCUGGACUCUCCCCCUUCACACCCAGCUCCUGUUCCUCCUGCCACCUGGUGGCUUGCAGGGCCCUGGGACGUGCCCUCAGCACCCCCUGACCCACAGGAAAGGAGUGGAUCUUGACAAUCAAUGGCUUUGGAGGGUUGCUGGCCAAAACUAGGACCUAACUACCUCCUUUUUGCUCUAGAGCCUGUGUAGGAGGGAUGACCCAAGCCCUAAGCAGGUGUGUGUGGUACAGAUGAUUGCUAGGUGUAGACUCUCUAGUUCUGUGGAGGCAUUUCAAGUGUGUUCCUUAGAGUUACCUUCUGCACAUGAAGACUUUACAGCACCCUGGGACUGGUGAAAUAAACCUUACCAGAACUGUCCUUCUCUCCUGACUGUGGUGUGGUCUUGUAGAGUCAUAGGAUGCUCUGGAUGGGCCUUGGAUAGGCAUCGAGUACUUUCUGGUCUGUGAUCUGAAAUGACCACCUGGUACAUUUCCCUGGGCAAGACCAAGAUGAGGGAUCCAGGGGUGGAGGGAUGCUAAGCUGUUGGUAGGACAAAUCACCAUACCCUUCCCUAAGUCUGGUUUGUUUUCUAGACUAGUACAUUCGGAUAAGGUAAUGACUAUAAAUUUCAUUUCACUACAUUCUGGUGCAAGAAAAGACCCAUUUAUGAUUUUUCUGAAGACAUUUAUUCUGCACUAGGUACCCAUGGCCCUGAAGGGUGAUUUUAGCAGCCUCAGUGGUGGGGGUGGAGGCCUGACCCUUGCCCCCUCUGGCCACCAUCCCCACCUGCCAGUCUGGGGCCCAUGGUGCCUGAUGGUGGAGACCCUUCUCUUUUUGCACCAGAUUCACCAGCGAGGACCUUUCUGCCUUUAUCUUAUGGUUAGAUGUAACACAGCUGGUUACAUUUGAACUUCAGAUAAAUAAGUAAUUCUGUAAGUGUAUGUCUCAAAUUAUUGCAUAAGACAUACACUGAAACAUUGUUCAUUGA
This is a messenger RNA of Myotis davidii, 3715 nucleotides long. It is a transcript of the gene GRK1, whose product is annotated as G protein-coupled receptor kinase 1. Lineage: Eukaryota; Metazoa; Chordata; Mammalia; Chiroptera; Vespertilionidae. Gene Ontology annotation, molecular function: ATP binding; rhodopsin kinase activity. Gene Ontology annotation, cellular component: cytoplasm. The coding region runs from base 583 to 2277 and encodes 564 amino acids. The record is from RefSeq and is a predicted model, not a curated record. The transcript is spliced from 7 exons. Gene Ontology annotation, biological process: signal transduction; visual perception; regulation of opsin-mediated signaling pathway.